This is a messenger RNA of Quercus lobata, 751 nucleotides long. Its product is annotated as 60S ribosomal protein L6, mitochondrial-like. NCBI's taxonomy places the organism in Eukaryota, Viridiplantae, Streptophyta, Magnoliopsida, Fagales, Fagaceae. Gene Ontology annotation, molecular function: rRNA binding; structural constituent of ribosome. The record is from RefSeq and is a predicted model, not a curated record. The coding region runs from base 128 to 436 and encodes 102 amino acids. Gene Ontology annotation, biological process: translation. Gene Ontology annotation, cellular component: ribosome. The transcript is spliced from 2 exons.
GAAAACAUAGUAAAAACAACAGUAGUGGGUCGUAAUUUUCAUUUCCGGUAAAUGACGACGUACUCGGCUCUGAUCUGGUGCGUUGAAGACUACUCAGAAUUCAGGUGAUUGUUUCACUUUAAUCUUAAUGGAAGCCAAAUUUUUUCGCUUUCUUAAGAUUGUGGGUGUUGGGUACAAAGCCAGAGCUGAAGCCGAAGGACGCCUCUUAUUUCUCAAAUUGGGAUAUAGCCAUGAGGUUGAACUGACUGUUCCUCCAGCAGUACGUGUGUUCUGCUUCAAAAACAAUGUAAUUUGUUGCACUGGAAUUGACAAGCAUAGAGUGCACCAGUUUGCUGCUGCUGUUCGUAGCUGUAAGCCGCCCGAAGUGUACAAAGGCAAGGGUAUAAUGUACGUUGAUGAAGUUAUCAAGAAGAAGCAAGGAAAGAAAUCAAAAUGAUCGCAAAGAGAAUGAGUAGUGUUGGAGAAUGUUUUAUAGUAACCCAUGGUAGGACAUACUAUGGCCUCAUUUUGCAAAGCUGGGUUUGGCCCGAGUUCAAAUCAAAGAAUGGAGAAUUCUUCUUGCCUGGUGCUUCUUGUGCUAGUUUAAGAGCAUUGCAAUAUUGGAUCCAACUUUCUCCGAAUCAGUUUGGAGACUUUGCUUUUCAAUUCAAGAUGUUAUUCUUACUGUUUUUGUUGUUAUUAGAUAAUAAUAAAACAUCUCCAUGUAAUUUCGUGGGAAGAGUUUUCAAACUAAUUCUUGAUCCUAUUGUCA